Messenger RNA from Pygocentrus nattereri (red-bellied piranha), 2347 nucleotides. RefSeq names its product lysyl oxidase-like 5b (gene loxl5b). The record is from RefSeq and is a predicted model, not a curated record. Gene Ontology annotation, biological process: peptidyl-lysine oxidation. The transcript has 7 exons. NCBI's taxonomy places the organism in Eukaryota, Metazoa, Chordata, Actinopteri, Characiformes, Serrasalmidae. Gene Ontology annotation, molecular function: protein-lysine 6-oxidase activity; copper ion binding. The coding region runs from base 215 to 1513 and encodes 432 amino acids.
GUGUGUAAACUCGCACGUUUUGAUGAGUGGUCCGCAGCCCCCUCCUCCUUCUCUUCCUCCUCCUCUCUCUUUCAAGUUACCGUGAGGAAAGUCAGUUCAUGCCGCUGACGCGCUCCAGAGAGACUGAGAGAGCGCAGAGGGGUCGCAUAUCUGCUCUGCCUUCAUUACAGAGAAAACCCUGCCUUUUGUUAGUUUAAUCAUUUCUUUCGCUAAAAUGGCCAGUCUCGCUGUCCUGCUGCUCUUCUCUGCCCUUCACGGUCUCGUGCGUUUCAUCUCCGCCCAGCAGGCGCGCGAGCGGCUCAGUGGUCCCUGGACGCACAGGAUCCAGUGGGAGAACAACGGGCAGGUGUACAGCUUGCUGAGCACAGGCUCCGAAUACCACGCGCCCAUGCGCUCGCGCACCGAGUCACGGAUGUACGUGAGCAGCCGCAGCGAAACCGCGCGCCACUUAUCGUCCGGAUCCGGUUCGGCGGUGCAGGAGGUGACCUCGGGGCCGCACGGGCGGCGCAAUGGACCAGCGGCGCCUCUAAGGCGAGGCCUCGAGAGUGCCGGUGCGCCGGGCGCCCGCAGGUCAAAUGGCUCGAGCUCCGGCCUCACAGCAGAGUAUUCUGGCGUGACGGGGAGAGCGAGCGCUACUACGAGCGCAGUUCGCGAGGACGACGACCCCGGGAGGCAGCAGCCGCUCGCGAUAACCGCCGAGACGACGAGGAAUGACGAGGAUAGCGUGGCACGCGACGACAUGGUGAGCGACGACCCCCGGAACCCGAUGAAGACGCACAGGAACGCUGUGCUCUAUAACGCGUAUCCGCCACCCCCUCUGCCACGCGGCGUCCCGCGCGCACGCCGUCCUCCACCCGGAACCGGCUACGGCACGAGAUACUUCCACCACGGCCUGCCGGACCUUGUGCCGGACCCGUACUCCAUUCAGGCGGGGUCCUACGUGCAGCGCAUGCAGAUGUACGCGCUCCGGUGCGCGGCGGAGGAGAACUGCCUCGCGCGGUCAGCAUACAGACCUACAGUAAGGGACAUUGACUACAGGGUUCUCCUACGCUUCCCGCAGAAGGUCCGAAACCUCGGCACCACUGACUUCUUGCCCAUCAAACCCAGACACCAGUGGGAAUGGCACAGCUGUCAUCAGCAUUACCACAGCAUGGAUGCCUUCAGCCACUAUGACCUGUUGGACAUAACCACUGGACGUAAGAUGGCAGAGGGCCAUAAAGCCAGUUUCUGUCUGGAGGACACUGGCUGUGAUCCAGGCUUCCGCCGACGCUACGCCUGCACUGCACACACACAGGGGUUGAGCCCUGGUUGCCAUGACACCUAUGCUGCCAACAUCGACUGCCAGUGGAUUGACAUCACAGACGUCCCACCCGGGAACUACAUCCUUAAGGUUUCCGUUAACCCAAAUUUCCUGGUUCCUGAGUCGGAUUUCUCCAACAAUGUUGUACGCUGUGAGGUCUUCUACAGCGGCCGUCAUGUCCAGACCAGAAACUGCAGGAUAGCCAGGAACUAAAAUUACUGGACGUUAUGACCAUUUUUGUCCACCUUCAUAUAUUGUUUUUGUAUUUGAAGCACAUUUUGUAAGUUGAUACUUUCUGAUAUCCCCUAGUUUAAAGUGUUUUCAACAUAAAACUUGAAAUAUUCCCUUUGGGUGUUGGAAUAAUGUGUCAUAGCAAAUGUACUGUAUCUGUUUUGAGAUAAAUUUGAUUUCUUGCUCUUGUGCAAGCAGCAAAAGCUCGCUAAAAUGAUGGAAAGUAUAUUUUUCACUGGCUUUGUUUUUCUUUAUAAAUGUUGGAAUAUUUUGCAAAUCACAAUAGCGUAUGCAGUUUUUGUAGUGCAUUUAUUUUAUUUAAGACUUGUUAAGAAAAUGUGCUUUUUAUUGUCACUAUCUGUUACUAUAUGUGUGUAUAGCCAAUUGGGAUUUAUUUUUAUUUAUUAUACAGUAUAGGAAGAUGUGAGGAUGUAUUCUUUUAAGCUGACCAAAGUGUAGAGGUUUUGUCUUGUGUAAUCUCUGCUUGAGUCCAGUGGUUUGGUGACAUUCCAGUGAAGACCACUAGCAGCCAUAUGACCCUAGAAAGCAGCAUGUUCUCUUUUACAUAAUAUUUCAUUCAGUUCCCUUUGUCCCUGUGUAAGAAUGCAUGAAGGUGUCCAAAAAACCCUUUUGAGCCUACGUGUUGUCGGUCCGUGUGCACUGUCCCAAAUGCUUCCUAUCUCUCCUGCCAUGAUUACAAGAGACAUUCCGUGGUUGAGGCUGUUUGGCCUGAUAUGCAAUAAACACAGCAUGGAAAGAAUGUAAUACUGAAAAUGAAAUGUUUCUUCCUUAAGCUCUUUUGGCAUUAAAUCACAA